Dentiscutata heterogama is the source of this 326-nucleotide messenger RNA. Lineage: Eukaryota; Fungi; Glomeromycota; Glomeromycetes; Diversisporales; Gigasporaceae. The record is from the annotation of a GenBank genome assembly.
UUUAUCCACAUGUACGGAUAUUAUGUGAUGUAACAGUAGAUCAAAGUGUUGGUUAUUUAGGACAAAAGUGCUUGACUUGGAUGCGCGAACAAUAUGUUCGUGCGGUUGUUAGUAUUAAGAUUUUAAAACCAAGACCAGAGAUUCGAGAACCUGCAACUGGUUAUUUUUAUAAAACAAUGACGGCGAAACUUUAUCGUCAAGGAAUGGCAACACAAAGAUGGGAUUUUGGAAAUGUUGAAAAAAAUUCAAGUGACCCUAUCCGUGAUCCUACUCCCUGCAAUGCACCAAACUUGACACAUUUUCAAAUAAAUAUUCCCGUAGGUGAA